Molecule: messenger RNA, 612 nt
Organism: Enterobius vermicularis (human pinworm)
Lineage: Eukaryota; Metazoa; Nematoda; Chromadorea; Rhabditida; Oxyuridae
Source: the annotation of a GenBank genome assembly
UCAUUUUCACCAGCUGAACAAUUUGGUUACAAAAUAAAUCAGGUUAAGUUCUUUUGUACCAUCAAAGGGAAAAAGACGGCAUUUUUCAGUUUUACAAAAACUCUAAGUUUUAUCAAGAACAAAAUGGAUUUUGCAAGUACGUCAAUGCUUUAUCCGUCUAAAGAAGAAAUUCGACAAUGGGAAAAAUCUUUUGAAAGUCUAUUGAACCAUAAAUAUGGCUCUUUAAUUUUUCGGGAUUUUUUGAAGACGGAAUACAGUGUUGAAAAUCUUGACUUUUGGUUAGAAUGUGAAGAAUUCAAAAAAAUGAAAGAAGGAAAGAAAGCGACUCAACAGCGAGCUCGAGCUAUUUAUAAUCAGUAUAUAGCCGCACAGUCACCGAAAGAAGUAAAUUUGGACGCUGAUACAAAAGCGGCCACAAAAGCUGCGUUGGAAGAAGGGGCCAAGCCAAAUAUGUUUUCGUUGGCUCAAAGCCGAAUUGAGCACUUGAUGGAAAAAGACAGUUAUCCCAGGUUUCUGAAGUCUGAUAAAUUCUUAAAAUUGUUAAAUGAUGGGACUAUCACAGUUAAGGAUGCUCCAGCAAGCACGGAAAAUUUAUGCUCACUUAGCGCUUAG